Messenger RNA from Capra hircus (goat), 2631 nucleotides. It is a transcript of the gene RWDD4, whose product is annotated as RWD domain containing 4. Bases 250 to 816 code for a protein of 188 amino acids. Lineage: Eukaryota; Metazoa; Chordata; Mammalia; Artiodactyla; Bovidae. Gene Ontology annotation, molecular function: protein binding. The transcript is spliced from 8 exons. The record is from RefSeq and is a predicted model, not a curated record.
UUUGCUGUCACCGCCCCGCCGCCGCUCCUCCAAGCCUCCCGGCGCCCCGGCUGCCGCGGCCUUCAGUCCCCAGUCAGCGGCCCGACUUCUUCGCUCAGCCCCGGCAUCGGGGACGCGCGACUCUUCUGCCGAGCGAAGUGUGUGUCUCAGCAGCCCAGGGCGCCGGAGAGGGAGCGGCCCGGCCUCGGGGCCACGGCCCUUGCUUCCUUUUCGUUGUCACGAAACGCCGUGCACCCCGUGACCGGGGCGAUGGGUGCCAACGAGGACCAGGAGAUGGAACUGGAGGCAUUACGCUCUAUUUAUGAAGGAGAUGAAAGUUUCCGGGAAUUAAGUCCAGUUUCAUUUCAAUACAGGAUAGGUGAAAACGGGGAUCCCAAAGCCUUCCUCAUAGAGAUUUCCUGGACAGAAACCUAUCCGCAGACACCUCCCAUCAUAUCCAUGAAUGCCUUUUUUAACAACACCAUAUCAUCAGAUGUAAAACAGAGCAUAUUAGCCAAGUUACAGGAAGCAGUGGAAGUCCACCUCGGGACGGCCAUGACCUACACGUUGUUUGAAUACGCCAAGGACAAUAAGGAGCAGUUCAUGGAGAACCACCAUCCCAUUCAUUCUGCUACAUCCAUAAGCAAUAUCAUCUCAGUUGAAACUCCUAACACAGCUCCAUCAAGUAAGAAGAAAGAUAAAAAGGAACAACUUUCAAAAGCCCAGAAACGUAAGCUGGCGGAUAAAACAGAUCACAAAGGAGAGCUUCCUCGGGGAUGGAACUGGGUUGAUGUGGUGAAGCAUUUGAGCAAAACUGGCUCUAAAGACGAUGAAUAGCCCUUGGAAUCUGAGACGAGGGAAGAGCAUCCUUUAAUAAGUAAAUGGGGUUCCAAAUCUUUCAUUACUCUUUUCUGGUAUUGAGGUGGCUUUUUAUAAAACAAUUAUUUUGUAUGUUUCUUAUGUAAAAAAAAAAUGUUUCAGCUGAAAGUUCAUGAAGGGUAUCUGGUUGUAUUAAAUUAUUUUCACAAACUUGCCUUAAUAAAAGGUGAAAAUGUUACUGUUUAGUAUACUUUAUGGAACCAAUUAUAAAUGGACAAAUACGAGGAAAUACAAAUAAUCGAUGUCAAUUUAUGUGAUCUUAUUCCAGUGGAUGUGAUAUUUUUUAAAGGAGUUUCAAGCCUUUUCAAAUUCUUAUCCCAGUGGAGAACAGUGAGUGAACAGUGUGUUCACAGUAUGAUCCCUAUUAACAGGCUUCUCGUCUUUAAGUCUUUUUUCCUUCUUUCUCUUAAUUACUGAAGCGUAAAUUGCUUCAGAGAAAUUUAAAUACUUUAAAUUUAUAAGUAAUACGUAACUUAUACGAACUUUAUAUGUAAUAUUCUUUCUAGGUCCUUUUCAUUUUUCAAGGGUGAACUGCUUUUUAAGAAAUGUAUAUCUGUUAAUAUUUUUGAUUUGGGUAACGAUGUUUGAUCCUGAGAGCUUUCAAUGAUACAUGGAAUCAGAGAAAGGAAAAAAAAUAAAAGGUCUGCCAAAUACAUUAGAAAAUAUUUGAAUAGAAGUGCUGGUUCCUAUUUAAACCAUUUCUCUUUGCUGCAUAUACCUAGAUGGGAGUAAAAGAUGCCUUAAUAUUUAAUUUUUAUAUUGUUAAAGACAGCGGUUUUAAUAAAUUCCUAUUUAUCCAUUGUGUAUUUUUAGUUGUUUGGUAACUGAGUUCUUCAAAGUGGUUUCACAUAAAACCACAUUUUAAGCCUUGUUGAUUUUCUAGUACCCAAAUGUGUGUCUCAGCCCAGGCAUCCAUGUACAAAUAGACUUGGAAAUCUUUCAAAUGCUAAACUAUAGUGCUUGCUGGAUUUUUUUUUUUUUAAGUCAUUAACAGAGGAAACUAUUAGUGCAGUUUUAGCAGGAAGUUACUGACAUGUAUGUGAGAUAGCAUAUGCUCCCCAGCUUCACAAAUACUUAGACUGCUGCCGUGGUUUCUGGAAAGGUUGGCUGUUGGUCCCUCAAGUUAUACCUGUGCAGCUUGGGUCUGAGUUUCUAACAAAUAGUAAACUUUUAAAGACGUUUCCUUAGCAAAAGAGCAGAUUGUUGUAGCCACGGUUUUUGCUAGGUUCACAUAGGCGUCAGUUAAACCACUUGAAUUCUAACAUAAGCAUAACUACAGUGAAGAAGCUCAGUCUCAUUCUUAAAUGCUGAAUCACAUUUUUAUUGCUUGGAUUAGUCCGAUAGAGACAUCAAAAUUCAGGACCACUGGAAUACGCUAACGUUUGUUUUCAUGUUGUGUGCGUAGUUUUUGUUGUGCCAAUUUGCUGGUUUUUUGAAGAAACUGAAACUGCUACAUCUGCUAGUAGGAAAAAAUGCUUUGUUUUAUGCAGAAGAUUCUGAAAUUAUUCAGGUGUGUCAUGGCUCAUAGAUUUCAAAGAAUGAUGCUAGUUAAAUGCCAAUGAACUAUUUUUACUCUUUUUAUAUGAAAUGUACAAAUUCCGGGGGGUGAUGGUGGCAGUGGUGCCUCUUACUACCUUAUGUAAAACACUUGAACAUUCUCAUCAAGGUUGCCAUCAUCUGGUUAAUACUCCCAGUAUAUUUUCUCAAAGUCUGUUUACGUAAAGUUGUAUGGAAUGAUGUAAUAAGCAAUAAAACCUGAAUUUUACCCAGUGA